AUGCUGACGUUGUUCCUGGUGGCAGCGGUGGUCGUGCUGCUGUUUCUCCUCUACAAGGAGCUCCUAGCCUGGCCUGAAAACUUCCCGCCCGGGCCUUGCCGGCUGCCGGUGUGGGGCAGCUACUGGUGGCUGGUGCAGAGGGACCGCCGCCGCAUCCCCCAGGCGCUGCGCCGGCUGAGCGCCGACUACCGCACCUCCACGCUGGGCCUCUUCCUGGGGCCGCUCCCGGCCGUCUGCGUCACAGACGAGGCCUCCAUUCGGCAGCUGCUCUCCAGGCCUGAGUUCCAGGGCCGCCAGACCACCGUACUCUCCGAGACGCGCACCUUCAGCAGGAACCUCGAGACCUUAAUUCUGUGUAAAGGAGAAUCAGUGUUUGAUCUGGCGAGUGCAGGCGUGUCGUUGGCGAACGAGCCCGCGUGGCGGCGCCACCGGCGCUUCUCGCUGCGCCAGCUGCGGGUCCUGGGCUUCGGCAGGCGCUUCCAGCCGCUGGAGCUGGAGACGGCCGCGGAGGUCAGCGACCUGCUCGACCUGAUGGCGGGCCGCCGGCACGACCAGAGCGUGCGGAGGCCGUGCGACGGCGCCGUGCUGUUCCCCGACGCUACGUACCGCUGCUUCGCCGCCGUCACGUGGUCCAUGUUGGCCGGGUCGCGCCCCGGUCGCGCGUCCGACCGCCAGCUCCUCCUGCUGGGCCGCCGCGGCCGCCAGAACGUUCUGGCCACCGACGGCACCGGCAACGCUAUCAUGCAGACGCCCUGGAUUCGCCACCUGUCGACGGGCCAGUUUGGGCUCGCUGAUUUCGUCCAAGGACACAAUGCACUCAUCGACUACGUCAAGCAAACUUUUGAUGAACAGUUGGCUACCUACUCGGAAGACCACACGCGUCAUUUCCUUGACGUCUGCAUAAAGGAAAUGAAGAAGGACGCCGCAGACCAAGGCUUACCCUUCGACAUUGAGCAGGUGAUCGCCACGGGGACGGACCUGCUGCUCCCGUCGCUGACGGUGACCACCACCGCUCUGGCAGAAGCCGUGCGCUGCCUGGUGCUGCACCCAGAGGUGCAAACCAAGGUGCAUCUCGAGAUUGACAGCGUGGUGGGCAGAGGGAGGCUUCCCACGCUGGAUGACCGCCCAAAUCUACCAUAUUUUGAAGCUACCAUACGUGAAGCGCUCCGCAGGAAGACCGCUGUGCCUCUCAGUGUUGCCCAUGCAUCUACAGCAGAGGCAACUCUCAACGGGUACACUCUUCCAAAGGGCACAAUUCUGCUGCCAGGUCUCGAAGCUUUCCACAUGAAUCCAGAAGUGUGGGGGGAUCCAGAAAACUUCAGACCUGAGAGAUUCCUUGACGAAACAGGCAAGCUUUUGCCAGACAGGACACUGCCAUUUGGAGGAGGUCGGCGAGAAUGCUUCGGGAAGACCUAUGCUCGCAACAGUUUGUUUCUUUUCCUUGGGGGAAUGCUGCAUUCCUUUACACUGCAACAGCCACAGAGCGAAAAGCCCCUCACACUUGACGGCUUGUGUGAGUACGGAAUUGUGACUACACCAGACAGUUUCUGGAUAAAUGCGGUGCAGCGACCAGAAGUACCCAGUAAAAACUGA
This is a messenger RNA of Schistocerca nitens (vagrant locust), 1593 nucleotides long. Its product is annotated as probable cytochrome P450 304a1. Lineage: Eukaryota; Metazoa; Arthropoda; Insecta; Orthoptera; Acrididae. The coding region runs from base 1 to 1593 and encodes 530 amino acids. The transcript is spliced from 9 exons. The record is from RefSeq and is a predicted model, not a curated record. Gene Ontology annotation, molecular function: monooxygenase activity; iron ion binding; heme binding.